AUGAGAAGAAGUUCAGUCUGCAGCUCCUCUUCUGCGUUGGGAACUGACAGCAGUUGUUUUAGUGGUCGAAACAGAGAAUAUAGACAUUUAAGUGGAGAUGUUUACAGGCGUCUAUUUGAGCAAUCGCAACAACCGAAAUGCAAUUGCCAGGCUCCUCUUAGUAAUGAAGAGGAUGAUAGUGAUGACGCUAACUGCACCUUUGUACCAGUAGUGAACCGCACACAUGAGGAACUGCUUUCCCGAUGGACGGAGGGUGUAAGUGUGUUUGAGCGGUUGUAUGGGAAUGCACUUUUUCUUCACCGUAAGCGAGAACAGCAAAUGCGAAAUUGUUUUCGCCAGAAAGAAACAAGAAAACAACAACAACAACAACAAAAUAGUAGACCAGUAGUGAGUGAGUACAGUAGAGUGAGAUCAGGAUCUAUCCCAGACAAGUGGAGAUUAACUACAACGCUAGAACUGCAAGCCCCACAGUCGCGCAGGUAUUACGGUGAAACGAACCCACUCCCAUUAACAAGAAUGAGAAGAGAAAAUAAUAAAAAAUUUCUGAUGUCACCACUUUUAUCAUAUGCUCUUGCUCAUUGA
Molecule: messenger RNA, 582 nt
Organism: Trypanosoma theileri
Lineage: Eukaryota; Euglenozoa; Kinetoplastea; Trypanosomatida; Trypanosomatidae
Exons: 1
Coding region: 1-582 (193 amino acids)
Source: RefSeq, a predicted model, not a curated record